AUGGAUAAUGUUUCCAUGCAGAAAUAUUUUACACUUUCAGGACUGAAUUAUGCAGCGCAGCACAGGAUCGUCCUGUUUGCUCUCACUCUGCUGUGCUACUCCGUGAUAUGGAUGGUGAACGCCGCCCUCAUCCUGACCAUCAUUGUGGACCGAAAACUCCACGAGCCCAUGUACAUUUUCCUCUGCAAUCUGUGCAUCAGUGGACUCUAUGGGACGGUGGGCUUUUACCCUAAAUUCCUCCUGGAUCUGCUGUCCCCCUCUCACAUCAUCUCGUACACCGGGUGCCUCCUGCAGAGCUUCGUCAUACACUCGUCGUCUGGAAGUGAUUUAUCGAUCCUGACUGUGAUGGCCUUCGACAGAUACGUGGCGAUCUGCUACCCGCUCAUGUACCACUCAGUGAUGACCAGACAAAGAAUAACCCUGUUAGUGGCCUUCUCCUGGUUAUUACCACUUUUCUGCAUGUUCAGCAACAUGAUGUCAGUUUUUCAAAUUAAGCUGUGUGGCUCUCUCAUUCCCAAACUUUACUGUUCAAACUCACUGAUCAGUAAACUGGCGUGCAACGUCUCUAUGGCAAACAACAGCAUCACAUACUUUAACAUUGUCAUCUACAGCUUCCAUUUACUCUUUGUGCUUUGGUCGUAUUUGUAUCUGGUCCACAAGUGUCUCGGAUCCAAAGAGAACAGGAAGAAGUUUUCACAAACUUGUGUCCCACAUUUAGUGUCUUUGUUGAACUUUUGCUUUGCUGUGCUUUUUGACAUGAUGUACUCCCGAUUCGGGUUGGGGAUGUUGCCACUGGGGAUGCAGAACUUCAUGGCAAUAGAAUAUCUUGUUAUUCCUCCAAUUGUGAAUCCUCUCGUGUACGGAUUUAAUCUGACCAAAAUUCGAAGUAGGAUUUCUGGUUUAUGGAGGAGCAAGAAACGGGCGUCAUGCGACAUGUUACCAGUGAAACAUGGGAUUAUUAGAGAUGUCGUCUCUUAA
Messenger RNA from Salarias fasciatus (jewelled blenny), 978 nucleotides. Its product is annotated as olfactory receptor 10G4-like. The transcript has a single exon. Gene Ontology annotation, cellular component: membrane. The record is from RefSeq and is a predicted model, not a curated record. Gene Ontology annotation, molecular function: olfactory receptor activity; G protein-coupled receptor activity; odorant binding. NCBI's taxonomy places the organism in Eukaryota, Metazoa, Chordata, Actinopteri, Blenniiformes, Blenniidae. Gene Ontology annotation, biological process: detection of chemical stimulus involved in sensory perception of smell; G protein-coupled receptor signaling pathway. Bases 1 to 978 code for a protein of 325 amino acids.